AUGGAAGUCGAAGCGCAGCCGAUUGAAAACCCAAUUGUGGAGGUGAAAGUGUCGUAUGUGCCUAGUGAAGUGCCCAAUAAAGUUGUUGCGGAGUUUCUUGGUAAUCAUGGGAAAGUGGAGACGAUAACACGCGAAAUGACGAUGGAGCAUGGUUUCCCCACGAUUGAAACGGGAACAAAAGUCGCCAAGAUGAUUGACAUUAAAACCGAUUUCCCACGAAAGUCAAGAAUUGGACACUUUCUGGUGGAAAUAAACAUAAAGGUCAACUCCCUCAAUGUUUUCGUUGCCGUUUAUUAGGCCAUCUUGCGAAUGAUUGUCCGAAUAAUGUAGUUUGUUCUAAGUGUGGUUUGUCUGGACAUACUCGUGAUACGUGUUUCAAAUGUUUUCGCUGUGGUCACGUCCGAGAGAACUUCCCUAAGUUGCAGCCCCACGCGUGCCACCCUCUUCUGCUGAUGGUAAUUCCACCGCCCGUGUCGCUGGCAUGGUGGCACCAGUAACCGUGGAAUUGAUGGAAACAGAUCGCCGUAACGUGAAUUUAGUAUCGGUAGUAUCCCCGAAUGUGGAUGGCAUGAGAGAUCCUAAACGUCGUAGUUUAAUGUUUGAUUAUCUAAAUCGUUAUGACUAUGAUGUUGCAUUCUUGCAAGACACCAGGAUACUGAACAACCGGAUAUGCAUGCAGUGGAAUGCUGAAUGACAAUGUCCAGGAUUUUGGAGUGUUGGAACUGUUCAUAGUCACCCGUUGGUAUCUUAAUCCGUGAUCCUGCGAAAUUAGAUGUUGACUUUGACGGUAGAGUGUGUGUUUGCGAUUAGACUUUUAAUGGAACACCUUUGCAGAUUGUCAAUAUUUAUGCUCCUACCGUUGGUACAGAUCGGUUGAAUUUCUUGUCGCAGUUGGACAAAUAUUUGUUAACCCGCCGUAAAGUAAUUAUGGGCGGGGACUUUAAUUUGGUUUUAGAUAUAGAUAUGGACCGUUUCGGUGGAAGUCCUCGCGCGAGUAUUAGUAGCCCAGAACUGAAGCGGUUGUUAUCAAAAUAUCAUUUGAUUGAUAUCUGGAGACAUCAACAUUCAUCAUUGAAACGCGACCGUUCUAUAAUGUCGCGGUUGGAUAAAUUUUACAUUUCUGUGGAUUUGGUGGAUGAUAGUAAGAUGAUAACUGGGAUUCAACCAUGUCACUUAUCUGAUCAUGAUUUGGUUUCCUUUCAUAUUUUUGAUACGCAUCACGUUCUUACUUGGGGCCGGGGUGUUUAAAAAUGAACACUUCUCUCCUCAAGCAUGAAAAACUGCGAACUGAGAUUAUAUCUUCCUGGUCAGACUGGACUGAGGCGAAGAUAUUAUUUAGUGAUGUCGGGGAGUGGUGGGAUGAAGGCAAAGCUGAAAUUAAACAUAUUAUUAUUGAGUAUAGCAAGGCUGUCAGGCAGCAAAUAAAUGAACAACGAGUCCAUCUUAUGAACAAGUUCCAUCGUCUAUCGGAGAAAACAAUUUUGUCACCCCAUGAAUUAGAACAGUUGCAGCGUGUUCGGUUCGAUUUACAGUAUGUGAACUUGCUUCUCAGAGAUUGGAAGGGGCAAAAAUUCGGAGUCGUGUUAAAAUCAUCAGGAACAAUAAGAAGCAUUCACACUUCUUUUUCCAACGUGAACGGUACAAUGCACCUAAGAAACUGGUUAAUGCUUUGAAAACAGUCAAUGGUCGUGUCACGGAUUCCGACGGGAUAAUGAAAGAACUGGUGCGGUUUUAUAAAAACUUAUAUACUGCCCAAUUGGUUAGCGCUCGUGCGCAGGAGGAGGUGCUCCUUUCCAUUGAUCGUAAGCUGUCCGAAGAAGAGAAGUUAACCCUUGAGGCGUUCCAUUCGGAGGAGGAAUGUUUAGCUGCCCUUUAUCCAAUGCCGGCACUUCGAACACCGGAAUCUGAUGGUCUCCCGAAAGAGUUUUACGUUUGUUUUGGGGAAUACUGA
This is a messenger RNA of Paramuricea clavata, 1951 nucleotides long. The record is from the annotation of a GenBank genome assembly. NCBI's taxonomy places the organism in Eukaryota, Metazoa, Cnidaria, Anthozoa, Malacalcyonacea, Plexauridae.